This is a messenger RNA of Metarhizium acridum CQMa 102, 306 nucleotides long. The record is from RefSeq and is a predicted model, not a curated record. NCBI's taxonomy places the organism in Eukaryota, Fungi, Ascomycota, Sordariomycetes, Hypocreales, Clavicipitaceae.
AUGAUUGACACUGUUACUGGCGUUGAAACUCACAUUGGAUCGUGGACUCUGCCAGCAGGCACAAAAGGGCUGAAAGGAUCUUGGCAAGGGUUCGUGGAGUGGUGGCCCUUCAAUGACCGUAAGAAACCACCAACGUGCAACUUGUUGAAGCGCACUACGGUUUUAUUCGGUCCGCCUAGGACUUCAGCCGCCGGUGCUGGUGCUGGAAGCUUGGGCAAUCCAUUCGAGGUCUUUGAGUGCAAGGGGAAGAUUAACUAUAAAGCCAAAAGAGUCGGAGGUAAUGUUGAGAUCAGCGUGGGGUUCUGA